AUGGGUAUUAAAGAUUAUGAGAAAAAUAGCAUCGCUGUGAAUAAUAAAGAUGGUCAGGAAGACAGUGUUUCCAUAAAUAAUAAUAACUAUGACUUUAACGUGAGCAAUCAUGGUGAUGACGAUGAUAGUAUUAUCACGAGUACUAAUAUUGGUGAGGAUGAUAGUAUUAAUGUAGAUGAUGUAGUUAAUGAUAGUAUUAUUCUAAGUAGUCAUGAAGCAGUUGAAGAUAGUCUUAUCAUGUGUAAUAAUAAUGGCGAGAAUGAUGGUAAUAAUGUAAGUGAUAUUGGUGAUGCGGGUGAUAGUGAUAAAAUGUGUAUUAAUAAUGGUCAGGACGAUAGUAUCAUUGUGAGUAAUCAUGAUGAUGAUAAUAAUUUUAAAGAUGAUAGUAUUGUUAUAGAUAAUAAUAAUGAAGAUAGUCUUGAUGUAUACAUUAAUAACUAUAAGGAAGAAAAUAUGAAAUUGGCAUCUGAAAUUUCGAGACUUAAUGAUGAGCUUGACAAAUUGAAACAAUCAGAAUACAUUAACAACUAUAAGGAAGAAAAUACGAAAUUGGCAUCUGAGAUCUCGAGACUUAAUGAUGAACUUGACAAAUUGAAACAAUCGGAAUACAUUAAUAACUAUAAGGAAGAAUGUAAGAAAUUGGCAUCUGAAAUUUCGAAACUUAAUGAUGAACUUGACAAAUUGAGACAAUCAAACCAACAGAAACAAGAAGACAGUUCUAUGAUUAGUAUGUUGAAAUUAUGUCUUAAUGAUUCAAACAAGCAUCUUAACAAACUUAUUGAAGAGUUGAAAACGGCCGAAAAUGAAGCCCAACACCUUAAAUUGCAAUUAAAUGAUACCAAAGGCCAGAAUAAUAGGCUUGAGACAGAUUGUGCAAAACUAUACCAAGAAAAGGUUCAACUGGAAGCAAGUAAAAAAAUAUCCAUUGAUGAAAAUAUCAAACUUGAAGAUUAUAACAAACAAUUAAAUCAUAAGUUAAUAAAAUUACAAAAUUAUAAAAGUAUGUCAGAUUAUUCUUUCGAUCGUUUAGAAACGAUCAAUAAUGACUUGAUGAAAAGUAAUGUCAAACUAGACUCACAAUGUGCUAUCAACGAAUCUAUAAUUGGAGGACUUGAACAUGUCGUUAACAGUCAAACAUAUGAAAUAAGAGAAUUAAAAGAAAAGAUUGACAACCACCAAUGUACCUCUUAUAUGAAUAAAGGAAAAGAAAAACUGUCAGUACAGGAAGAUUUAUUAAAAAAAAUCUCAUUUUUAGAGAAAGAGCAUUUGGAAAAGGAUGAAAAAAUUGAACAAUUUGUGUCCAGGUCUAGCGAUCAAGAAAAGGAAAUAGCCCGCUUGAAAAGUAUGUACAGUAAAAACGUGGGAAAAUUAGAAUUAGAAUUGGAUAGGGAGAUAAAGAUUAGUGAAGCAUGUGUUAAUAAGGUUUAUAAAUAUAAUGAAAUUAUUCGAACUUUGAUAAAGGAAAAUGAAGAUUUGAAAAAUCUUAGAGAAAAAGAACAAGGUGAAAAAGCAAAACAAUAG
Entrophospora sp. SA101 is the source of this 1521-nucleotide messenger RNA. The record is from the annotation of a GenBank genome assembly. NCBI's taxonomy places the organism in Eukaryota, Fungi, Glomeromycota, Glomeromycetes, Entrophosporales, Entrophosporaceae.